GGAUAGUCGCCGCACUUUAAAUUACUGCUUUCAACUUCGGUGCCAAAUAACUUUUAAAACAAAAGCGUUGUAGUACUUGUAGAGAUUUGCUCUUAGUGACUUGCGCAAAUUCCCAGCGGUCAAGCGGUUGUGGUGGUGGGUACUAAGAGCAAUGAUAGCCUUUUUUCAAUUGAACUAACUAGCUUUUCAAAAACGAAAACGGAAAGGCAGAGUUCAGUUUGUUUUUAGCCUUAUUUUUCACCAUAUGAUCUUUCUCGAACAGAUGAUUAUACAUAAUUUUCCACCUUAGUUUUGGAGACGCAGAUCAGUCGACAAUGCUUAGGGUAUUUUCAAAGUUAGCUAAAUCGGAAAAUUACAGAGAAAAUCUCUCAAAGCCUUUUCCUGCAAAUUUAAGCUGUAAGAAAAAGGUUUUCUGGGGAAUCGGCUUUCCAGAAACCGUUUUUUAUGAUCUUAGGUGUUGAUUUAAGCAUGAUUCGAUUUAACUAUCAUCAGCAACCUAGAAAAAAGUUUGUGAAGGAAAAAUCACCUUUUUGAGGUUUUUCAGUGGUCAAAAACCGUAAGGUUUUCUGGAAACCCAACUCUGAAGUUCUGUGCAACUCUAAAAAGUGUUCUUUAUGAAAGAGCAUAUGCGAAAACCUAUAAAUACUAAUUUUCAAGUGGUUUGGAGCUAUUUAACACCAAUGUUGACUUGCCUAUCAGAAAUUGCUCACUGUGGGUAGGCAUGCACCGGUUAUGGUUAAGGGUAACCGGUCAUAACCGUAAUCGUAACAACCGGUCGAACGGUUAACCGUAACCGUGAAUAACCGGUCGAACGGUUAACCGUUACCGUAACCCAGGCCGUGAAAAAUGAGCCAUAAAUGACUCAUUUAUGGACCAUAUAUGGCUCAUUUUUAGAUCAUAUCUCUCCCACAUUUAUCUCAUUUAUUAUAUUAUAAUAUAGUGAUAAUUUUGUCAUUUUUCUAUAUGGACUAUAAACGAUGGAUGCCGUUUGUUUGUACGAACGACGCACUAAUGCACUUAAAAUGCAGAAAAAUGGUCACUAACGUACACGCGGAAAUCAGUGUCAUUAAUAGCAGGAUACAAAAUAAUCUUAAUCAACUUUCGCUCAAAGAAUCCAAACAAGAUUGUAUAUACUAUUCUUUGUUUCCAAAUAAAUUAUUCUUUAUUUUUCUACAAUCAGUACACGAAGCUGUUAUGAAGCGGUUAUUUAUGGUUACGGUUAACCGUUCGACCGGUUAUUACGGUUACGGUUAAUAACCGUAACCGUGGCAUGCCUAACUGUGGGAUGCAUUGAAUGAAGGGCGAUCAGUAGGCUUUUCCGGCUAAACCCUUGUUGGAUCUACUGGAAUGAAAAUCCGUUAUCCGUAUCGCUUGUGACACCCUCAACCCAUGCACGGUAACGAUAACGAUACACAGUCACUUGCGUAUGAAUACAACUAUGAUUAAACACUCGGAGAGACAAAGUUUCACGUUCUAUGAAUUCAAAAACCGAAAAGAUCAGUACCAAAAUUCGAAGGUUUGAAUAUGACUGAAUUAGAUGGAUUUGCUCAAUUAAAUAAUGUAUUGGUAAUAGGUACAACUAAUUUUCCAGAAACUAUUGAUACAGCCCUUACACGACUAGGACGACUCGAAACACUUAUCAAAGUUGAAUUACCAAGUGAAAAUGACAGACUGAAAAUUCUUGAUAUAUACACAAGAUCGAUGUUACAAAAUCAUUUACUUGAUAAUGAUAUUGACAUAGAACAAAUACUUUUUGGUACGCACGGUUUAACAGGAGCACAUUGA
Didymodactylos carnosus is the source of this 1785-nucleotide messenger RNA. The record is from the annotation of a GenBank genome assembly. Lineage: Eukaryota; Metazoa; Rotifera; Eurotatoria; Philodinida; Philodinidae.